Trichoderma reesei QM6a is the source of this 1794-nucleotide messenger RNA. RefSeq lists its product as uncharacterized. Bases 1 to 1794 code for a protein of 597 amino acids. Gene Ontology annotation, biological process: transmembrane transport. Gene Ontology annotation, molecular function: transmembrane transporter activity. The transcript has a single exon. NCBI's taxonomy places the organism in Eukaryota, Fungi, Ascomycota, Sordariomycetes, Hypocreales, Hypocreaceae. The record is from RefSeq and is a predicted model, not a curated record. Gene Ontology annotation, cellular component: membrane.
AUGCCGGCCUCGCCUUCGCCCCCCGACCACCAGCAGUUCAUCUACCCGACAGCUCCCACAUCUUUCCACGAUGACGACCGCUCAUCCGUCUCCAGCGAUGACGAGGGCGAUGCCUCGUCCGGCGCCUCCGACCCCGUGCAGCGCCGCCGCCAGAUAAGAGCCAAGCAGAUUGUGCGCUUCGUGUCUCUCGUCUCCGCCACCAUCGCGGCCCUCUGCGCCGGCUCCAUCGUCGUCUUCUCGCUCUACGCGCCCAAGUUUUUGUCGCGGCUGCACUACACGCAAUUUCAGGUCAACGGCGUCGCCAUCGGCAGCUCGCUCGCCCUCUAUCUGCCCAUAUCCAUCAUGGGCUACGUUUGCGACCGCGUGGGCGUCGCGCCGCUGGCCCUGCUGUCGGCGGUGCUGUUUGGCGGCGGCUACGGCCUGGCGGCGGGCAUCUACAAGAAGCUCGACUACGAGUACAACACGCUGGGCAAGUCCCACGGCGCCGAGAACGGCUGGUCGUAUCCGCUCAUGGUGCUGGCCUUCAUCAUGAUCGGCGCCGGCACCUGUGCCAUGUACAUCAGCUCCGUGUCGACGUGCGCCAAGAAUUUUGGCAAGGGCAAGUAUAGGGGACUGGCCCUGGCCAUGCCCAUCACCGGCUUCGGCCUCAGCGGCAUGUGGCUGAGCCAGUUUGCCAGCCGCUUCCUCUACGAGAAGAACCCUGACGGUUCCAAGGGCGACGUUGACGUGUUCCGCUUCUUUGUCUUCUUGGCCGCGCUGCUGUUUGUCAUUGGUAUUCUGGGCGUCUUCACUCUCAAGGUUGUCGACGAGCAGGACCUGAUUGAGGAAGCCAUUGAGGAACUGGAGCAGAGCGGUCUUCUCGAUGGAAGCUCCCUGCUCGCGCGGUCCGAAAGCCGGAGGUCCGUCUCGGGAUACGGCGCUAUUCCCGCUGAUGCCGAGGAGGAUGGUGAGGAAAACGCCGGCGACGAUGCGCGGUGGAAGAAGAACUGGGUGCUCAACGCAGAGACGCGCCGCUUCUUGGGCGACCACACCAUGUGGCCGUUUGCACUGGCUUUCCUGCUCAUGAUUGGCCCGGGCGAGGCCUUCAUCAACAAUCUGGGCACCGUCAUCGGCACGCUCACGCCUCCCAUCACCGAGGACGUCAACCACAAGACGUCGGCUGCCACGCACGUUUCGGUCUUUGGUGUUACCAGCACCCUGGCGCGCCUCAUGAUUGGCACUCUGACGGAUAUCCUGGCUCCGGCGCCAGAGACGCAGCACAUCCAGGUCGCUCCCCAACGCCCUGCAUCUCCGCUCAAGCGCUUUGCCAUUUCGCGCGUCGUCUUUAUGCUUUUCUUUGCGCUUCUCCUCGCGAUUGGUCUUUUGUUCCUCGCCAGCGGUGCGGCUCAGAACCAUGCUGAUCGAUUCUGGAUUGUGUCUGGUCUUGUUGGGGCCGGCUACGGUGCCAUCUUUAGCCUGACGCCGCUCAUUGUGACCAUUAUCUGGGGCGUCGAGAACUUUGCUACCAACUUUGGCAUUAUUGCCAUGCUGCCCGCUUUCGGGUCGACCUUUUGGGGCCUCGUCUAUUCGGCGGUGUACGAAGCUGGGGCACGGCACACGACCGUCCCGUCACACCUUGGUGGCGAUCACGGCGACGGUGGUGACGGCGGCUCCGAUGAUUCUGUUUGCUACGGGAAGCACUGCUACGCGGCCACUUUUUGGGCCGAGGGGCUCUGCGUUAUCGCUGCGUGCUUUAUGCUGCUGUGGGCUUGGAAGGGCAAGGGAGGCUGGAGCCAGCGAGGCAUCGUGAUAUAG